UCAACCAAGUAAGCGGAUGCGAAAAUAAUAUAAUUUCCCACCGAUCUUUUGUACGCAGAUUGUGGUGAUCUGAAAUCCGGAAAAUGAGCACCCAGAAAAACAAUACCGACGACAUUCGCGGCUUAGCAUCGGACAUGGGCCGUCUCUGCAUGAACGAGCUCUACUCGGACGUGGUGUUCUUGGUGGAGGAUCAGCGGCUUUCGGCCCACCGUCUUGUUCUGGCGGCGCGCAGUGAGUAUUUCCGCGCCAUGCUAUAUGGGGACCUGGCUGAGUCGAAGGAGCGAGAAAUUCGGCUGGAGGUGCCGCUGGAGGCUUUCAAGAUAAUCCUCGAGUACCUUUACUCGGGCAAGUUACCCCUUUCCUUACUGGAUGUGGAUAAGAUAAUCGAUGUGCUCAAUCUGGCGCAUCUUUACGGCUUGGAGUACGUUGAAAGGGCUAUAACCAAUCAUCUCCAGAAGAGUAUUGCCGUCAGCAACGUGUGCGUGAUCCUGAAUGCAGCGCGCCGAUACGAUCUGGACCAGCUGACCAAAGAAUGCCUCAAGUUUAUGGGCAACAAUGUGGUCGAUCUACUUAAGCACGACUCCAUCAAAAUGCUGACCAAGGAGUCAUUUGAGGAAUUCUUGCGACGAGACAAUUUCUGUGUUCCUGAAGUGGAAAUCUUUCGGUCUGUAUGCAAAUGGAGGGACAACAAUCCGAGCGAGGACAUCCAGACGCUGUUAUCCCUCGUACGUCUCCCGCUGAUGAGUAUCCAUGAACUGCUGCAUGUGGUGCGUCCCUCUGGCAUAUUCGAACGGGAUCAAAUUUUCGACGCCAUUGAUCAAAUAGACACCGGAAUCAAUCUGCCCCACCGAGCCGUCAUGUUACCGGGGGAAGAUGUGGCAUCCGAAAAGUUUCAUGCGCGCCGUAUCACUGACAACGGAAAUGAGCGAGUCAUCCAGCUGGGACAAUUUUACAAAAUCAACUAUAUAAAAAUGGUAAAUAUUUCAUACAACUGUAGAUGUACCGUGGAUGUGUCAUGCGACCAGAUCCACUGGGAUUCUGCGGGACCAUAUAGCUGCUACGAUGAACCUCCGAAUGAAACCCGCUUUACGGCGCGUACCUUCCUGAAGGAAUCUGCCGAGGUGAACGAGCAACGCCGCCUCAAUUCCAUAACGCUGCAAAAGAACGCCCAGCUUGCUGAUGAUCUUCGAGCUGCCACACCUGAUGAGUGCUGCAAACGCGAGGGAGGUAACAAGGACGCCCUGAAGCUGGCCGUCUACGUGCAGAAGAUGGGGCCAGUAUUAGGGCCACAUAUCUGUGGUGAAUUGCUGAGGGUCCUAGCUGGCUGGUAA
Messenger RNA from Drosophila obscura, 1331 nucleotides. Its product is annotated as BTB/POZ domain-containing protein 9-like. Gene Ontology annotation, molecular function: protein binding. The transcript has 4 exons. Lineage: Eukaryota; Metazoa; Arthropoda; Insecta; Diptera; Drosophilidae. Gene Ontology annotation, biological process: circadian behavior; adult locomotory behavior; modulation of chemical synaptic transmission. The coding region runs from base 84 to 1331 and encodes 415 amino acids. The record is from RefSeq and is a predicted model, not a curated record.